AUGGCGAAGACGACGGCCUUGGACGCGCACGCCGCUACCUUCUUCGCCAGCCUCGACCAGCAGCCGCAGCCCUCGGAGCAGGCAACCCCGACGAUAGCCGAGCAGGUCGUGAGCGCGCUGGUACCGACGAUGACGCUAGCUAGCGUGCGCAAGCUCACGCAUGCCAUUGAGUACGAGCUGCAGAACGCAGGACGCAACGCAACCCCUGUCACAUCGAGCAUGCUGCCGGCGCACGUCUGCGAAGAUUGCGGCAACGCAGACGUCGAGAAGUUCCUUGCCACGGACCUCUCGGUCGUGUGCAUGGGCCCGGACGGCGCCGGCUGCGGGAACGUCCUGGAGGCCUCGCGCCUGUAUGAAGGCAACGCAUACCGCCGCUUCGAGGACGAGGAGGAUCGAUCGCAUCAUGGCGCCCCGCCAAACCCGCUCUUCUCGGUGGGCUACAACAUGCAGACGUCGAUCGAUAAGGAUGGUGGACCGGCGGCCACCCUUCUCCGGCGCGUGCACAGAGAAGUCGAGCUCUCGUGCUACGAGCUUGGCCUCGACUCGCGCCAGACACGUGUCGGCUACAAGGACACGAUGAAGCGCGAGGUGUUCAGGCUCAUGGACGACGUCGGCGCCAACUUGGACCUUCCGGACUGCGUGCUUCGGCUCGCCAAGGUGCAUUUUGCCCGUCUCCGCGACCUUCGCGAGCAGAUCCGCAACAAGCUCGGGACCGUGGCGGCUUGCCUCUUGCUGGCGCUCCCGACCACGCCCAUCCAGGAAGCGGUGCCCGUCUUUGCCUGCGGCGACUGCGCCUUGACCUUUAACGCCAAGCGAGGCCUGCGCUUCCACCAGUGCUCCAUGCGCUCGCCGCCGCCGCCGCCUCCUGCUCUCGUCUCCGAGACCGUUGCUGCGCCAGCUGCUGCGGGCCCGUGGGGCGCGUUUGUGUUUCGCGGUAGCAAGCUCUUUCACUGCCGCCCUCAGUGCCCACGCAUCUACGCGACGCUCGGCGACCUCGACGCGCACUUGGCUCGGCACGCCAAGCAGAAGCGCAAGACAGACUAUGCCGCCAACAACACCCUGUGGAAGCGGUCCUGCUGCGCCUAG
This is a messenger RNA of Saprolegnia diclina VS20, 1086 nucleotides long. RefSeq lists its product as hypothetical. The coding region runs from base 1 to 1086 and encodes 361 amino acids. Lineage: Eukaryota; Oomycota; Saprolegniomycetes; Saprolegniales; Saprolegniaceae. The transcript is spliced from 3 exons. The record is from RefSeq and is a predicted model, not a curated record.